AUGAGCGAAGUAGAAAAUUUAUUGCAGAACGCGGUCUCGCAGAAUAUUUUACAAUUACAACAAGCGACAGAUGAAUUAGAUAGGAAAUUACGACAGACUGACUUUCUUGAUCUUCUUCACGCAUACGCUAUUUCAGACGCAGAUUCUUCUCUACGUUUAAGCGCAAUUAUUGUAGUCAAAAAUAAUCUCAUAGGUUUCUGGAGGAACAUUAAAUCCUUACAAUUGUCAGACAACGCUAGGUUUAACAUACGGAAGCGUUCAAUUGAGUUCUUUGACGUAAAUGAUGACAAAAUAUCAUCUUUAAACUCAAUCAUUUUAUCUAAAAUAGCUAGAAUUGACUAUCCACGCUAUUGGUCGACUUUAAUUGAAGAUAUCCUCGCACGUUUGGACGUUGAUCUUGCAUUACAAGAUGCAACUCAUUUGACGCGUCUCAGAAGGGCAACUUAUACGCUACAUUUGAUUGUAAAAGAGAUUAGCGCUAUAAGGAUUGCUAAUAAGGCUUUCCCGGGUCUAUACGCAACCCUCUUCAACUACAUGCUCAACCUAUACCAAUUGGCAUUCACAAAUCUUAAUCGCAAUCUCGACUGGAUACAUAUAGCAAUUUACUCACAUAAGACACUAUCGCGUCUAUGUUUACACAAUUUCAACAGAUCAAGUGACGAAGAGCUCGCUAAUAGCGCGUCAUUCACUCAACUCACCAUCUCGCACCUGCCGCACGUCCUCGAAUACAAGUCAAACUCUGAUAUCACGAUUCUUUUCAAGUUAGUUAAUAGCUUUACGAAACAUUUAAAGUUACUUCAAUCGACGAAUCAGCGGAAAUUCUCUUCAAUUCCAAAUGUAGAAUUGAUAAUACCAUUGUUAUUCUCGCAGAUUACCAGUUCACCUUAUACGCCUUCACCACCGAAGUACAUUAUUCAUAUCCUCCUCAUACUCAAGCUCACAUUGGCUGACUGGACGCCGAAUAACGUCAACAAAGAUAAUCCAAAUGCUGUCAUAAGCGAUGAAUAUGCUGUCCAGAUUGUUCACUUCCUCAUAGCAAAUUACAUACCACUCACUUCACAGGAUCUUGAACGAUGGGAUAGUGCACCUGAAGACUGGGUCUAUGAGGAUGACCUGGAUCAAUGGGAAAUCGACCCUCGUCCAUGUGCAGAAAAUCUGAUAGUAGGCACACUCAUAAAGCGUCGCGAAGCAGUCGGUGCUCACAUCUGUACUAUGCUUCAAGAAGCAUCGUCACUCGAAGCAACAUCCACGAACCUAAUAAUGAAAGAGAGUGUAUACCGUAUCGUUGGAAAGUGCGCAGAAUACCUCUAUGAUCAGAUAGGCUUUGAGGAAUGGCUUGACAAAUCUCUCAUCCCAGAAGUUCAAAUUAGUGGCUCUGAUCAGCGCAUUUUAAGACGCAGAAUUGCUGUAGUUCUUGGUCGCUUCUCUGGUGAGAGUCUCUCUCCUGAAGCUUUCACGAAAAUAUACACCAUCCUACUUCAUUGUCUUCGUCCAACUGAAGUCGCAAAUGAUGUUGCUGUUCAAGUUACAGCGGCAAUCACCCUCUCUGGUGUUGUCGAUACAUGGGAAUUCAACCCCACCCUCUUUGAGCCAUUCCUCAACGAUAUCAUGCCAGAAUUAAUACGCAUCUUAAGUGCGUGUGAGAUGGUUGAAGUCAAGCUUCGCGUUCUGAAGAGUGUGACCUGUAUAAUUGAUCAAGUUGGUGAUAAAGCUAUACACUAUGGACCUCGCUUGCUUGAGCUCGUUCCAGGAUUGUGGGAUGAUUCAGAAGGAGAUUGGCAUUUCCGUGGUGGAAUUCUUUCCAUGCUUUCGCGCCUUGUUGCCGCAUUACAGGAAGGAUCGAAUAGGGCGCUCGGAAUUGUGGUCCCUCUCAUCAAGUCAGCUUUAGAUCCAUCACAGGGUAAACCAUUCAUAGAUGUCGACGGUAUUGAACUUUGGCAAACUACUCUCAAACAUACACCAGGACUGGACGAAUCGUUGGUGUCACUACUACCAUUGGCUUUGGAGACAUUCAAGAACGACCUAGAUUUAGCUAACGACGUGGCGCCCGUUAUUGAGUCUUAUAUAUACCUUUCACCGGAGCUUGUUCUUUCACAAUUUUCUCCAGCACUCUUUAGUGCAAUCAAUGAGACAUUAGAUUACGCACAGGACAGAUUGCGUGAUCAAAUAAUCGACAUUUUAAACCUUGUCACAAUCGCUGGCUCACCAUCUAGUUGGGCGAAUGCCCUCAAUGAUACAGGAUUAUUCCGCGAUUUAUUCGUAAAACUCAUCGAGAACAAGGAAUCACCUGUAUAUCUCUCCAAAUUUAUUCUGUUCUUCAGCAGAAUCUGUAUAGUUGAUACUGAGAUGUUCGUCCAAUUAGUCCGAAUGUCAGCGGCAAGUUUGAACGUACCUGAGGAGGUCGCACUCGGAUACUUGCUCGAUAGGUGGUGGGAUAAAUGGGACAACUUGGUUGACAACUAUGAGAGGAAGUUAAGUGCAUCAGGUCUUGCGCGCCUCGUUGCAAGUGGUCAUCAAACUGUCCUUGAACGCCUACCUGGUGAGAUCAGCAAUGUCUUCGUUGACGUACUUGCAGAAAUAAAAGAAAGACGUAUGGAGUCAGAAGAAGGUGGUAACCCAGUUGUCAAUAUAACACCCAACCCAAUGUUAAAUGAGGUCGGAGAUGAAGGUACAGCUGAAAAAACUAGGAAACUUGCUAUAUAUUCCAAUGACCCACUUUCAUCAUUCACUUUACCUCAGUUCAUAAGUCACAGUCUAGCACAUGCUCAGCAGACCUUCAGUGGCGGUCCAGACGCUUUUAAUGAACGCUAUUUCAUGCAAGCCGAUCAAGCUGUCACGACCCAACUGGUAAAGUACAUGAACGAGACAUUGUAAAGAAACAGUUAAAAUAUGCAUUAAAAAUCCAGAAUC
Molecule: messenger RNA, 2910 nt
Organism: Wallemia mellicola CBS 633.66
Lineage: Eukaryota; Fungi; Basidiomycota; Wallemiomycetes; Wallemiales; Wallemiaceae
Product: ARM repeat-containing protein
Exons: 4
Coding region: 1-2874 (957 amino acids)
Biological process (GO): protein import into nucleus
Cellular component (GO): cytosol; nuclear envelope
Molecular function (GO): small GTPase binding
Source: RefSeq, a predicted model, not a curated record